Molecule: messenger RNA, 10020 nt
Organism: Vespula pensylvanica (western yellowjacket)
Lineage: Eukaryota; Metazoa; Arthropoda; Insecta; Hymenoptera; Vespidae
Gene: Ppn
Product: papilin
Exons: 37
Coding region: 451-8925 (2824 amino acids)
Biological process (GO): extracellular matrix organization
Cellular component (GO): extracellular matrix; extracellular region
Molecular function (GO): serine-type endopeptidase inhibitor activity; metalloendopeptidase activity
Source: RefSeq, a predicted model, not a curated record
CUUGCGUCGGAUUUCUCGCAUCCCUCCGAGCAUCCAGCGACAAAAGUCGCUAUCUCGCGACUUUGUGCUCGCCGCUUCAACGCGCUUGGUAUCCUUCGUUCGACGCGUUUGCCACACUUUUUCCUUCUUCUUCCUCUUCUCCUUCUUCCUUAAUUCGUAUUUUCCGGCUUAACGAGGAUCUUAAUAAUCGCGAGUAGUAUCGACGAGACUGAGAGUAGGAGGUGCCCGCUUGUAGGUACCUAUCGAGAUCGGUUUUGGUCGCGCGAGAAUCGUAGAGAAUCGUAGUAAGGUCGAGCCCCUUCCAUCGAAGGAGAUAGCAGACACGAGAAGAAGCAUCAUAUAAAAUUAAGGCACGGAAGGCAUCGUCGGCAGCACGGAGAGAGCUAUCUACCGAGCAGCUUCGUUCUUGAAACGGACGAGCCAGAAAGAGGAAAUUGGGGACCAUGGUCGAUGCCCAGCUCCUGUUCACGAUCUUGCGGCGGUGGCGUCGCUCAUCAGACCAGGCAGUGUCUCGACGUAGACGAGAGAGGAUAUCAGAGAUGCACGGGUUCCUCGAGGAGAUUCUUUUCUUGUAACGUUCAGGCGUGUCCAGGCGAGCCGAAAGAUUUCCGAGCGGAGCAAUGCGCGGAAUUCAACGACGUUCCCUUCGAAGGAGUGAUUCACGACUGGAUCCCGUACACGGGCAGUCCGCACAAGUGCGAAUUAAAUUGUAUGCCACGAGGAGAAAGAUUUUUCUAUAGAUACAAAGUAGCGGUGACCGAUGGAACGCCAUGCGAGAUCGAGAAAAACAACGUUUGCGUCGAAGGCAAGUGUAUGCCGGUCGGAUGCGACAUGAUGUUAGGCAGCGACGCCAAGGAGGACGCCUGCAGGGAAUGCGGAGGCAACGGCACCGACUGUAACACGAUUCAAGGUUUAUUCGACAACGACGACUUACAAGUAGGCUACAUCGAUAUUUUAUUGAUACCAGAGGGUGCCACUAAUAUCGUAAUAAGAGAGCUGGAACCUUCGAACAAUUACUUAGCCAUACGAAAUACGUCCGGUCAUUAUUACCUAAACGGCAACUGGAGAAUCGAUUUUCCACGUAGUCUGAGAUUCAUCGGCACGAUAUUCCAUUAUUCGAGAGAGCCGCAAGGUUUUUCUGCUCCGGACAUUAUCACGGCACUCGGGCCAACCACCGAGCCGAUUUACGUUGUCUUGCUCUAUCAAGAUCAUAACGUCGGUGUUCAUUACGAAUACAGUAUACCCAAGAAACUCUCGACGCGUACGGACGCCGACAGUUACACGUGGAUCACCGAAGAAUUCUCGAGCUGUAGCACCAGUUGCGGGGGAGGUUACCAGUCCAGGAGAGUGGCGUGCGUUCGAAGACGGGACAACCAACCGGUGGACGACGGCCUGUGCGAUCCGCAGCUCGAGCCAGAGGAUACGCAAACCUGCAGCGAGGAGCCCUGUCCGGCGGAAUGGGUGGAGGGCGAAUGGGGAGCGUGUACCAAGCGUUGCGGCGACGGCGGCUUACAGACCAGGGAGAUCAAGUGCGAACAGGUCGUAGCCGGUGGAAUACGUUCGAUCGUCGACGACUCCCAAUGCGUAGAAAAGCUUGGACCGAAGGGACCAACCGCGCAGGAAUGCAACAGACACGUCGACUGUCCACAGUGGCAUCUCGGACCGUGGAAACCGUGCGAUCGUCUCUGCGGAGAAGGCAAACGGACGAGAAGGAUAACGUGUUACAUCAAGAAGGACGGGAAGAUCGAAGUGAUGGAGGACGCCGCUUGCGAGGGCAAAGUCCCCGAACGGGAGGAGCGUUGCGAGUCGAGACCUUGCGAGGGCCUCGACUGGGUCGUUUCCGAAUGGAGCGGGUGCAACGAUAAAUGCGACCUCACGCAAGAGACGAGGACGGCUCAUUGCGCCACUCAAGAAGGGAACGUGCAUCCGGACGAGAAAUGCGAUUCCGACAAGAGACCGGAACUUACCAGGGAGUGCGAAGACGUCCAAAAUUGCGAGUACCGUUGGUACGCGUCGCAAUGGAGCGAGUGCUCGGCCAAAUGCGGUAGGGGCUUGCAAACUCGUCAAGUAUUUUGCGCUACUUUCGUGGACGACGCUUUGAAGAAAGUACCGGAUUCCAAGUGCGAGCCUGGAAGGAGGUACGAGAGCGCGCAAAACUGUACGAUCGACCGCGAGGAGUGUAAGGGCGAAUGGUUCGCCGGUCCCUGGAGCAAGUGUACGAAACCGUGCGGAGGCGGUGAUAUGUCUCGCAAAGUGAUUUGCAUGAAGGACAACGCGACGGCUUCGCUCGACAAUUGCGACAUCAAUACGAUAAUGUUCGCGAAAGAGAGUUGCAACGAGCAUCCUUGCGGCGAAGACGAAGUUAUACCGGUUGAACCAGACAAAAGCAAAGCCCUGAUGGAGCAGGAGGACGAGGAAUGCGAGGAAUACGAGGACGAAGACUUCGUUACAGUCGGCUCCGAGUUUGCAGUGAGCGGCUCCGAGUCCGGACUUUACAAAGUAACCGAAGGUCCAACGAGCGUCAAGUUCACGUCUUACACGAGCGGAGAAACCGUCAGCGACAUGGACGAAAUGAUGUUCAGCGAUGGCGGAUACAGUAGAGGUGACAUCUCUCCGGGAGACUUUGGCAGCGGUUUCACCAGUAGCGGUUUCGGCAGCGGAGACGACUUUUUGAGUACGCUGUUCACCAGCAAUCCCAGUUUCGAAGAUUGGUCGACCGUGGAAGGAAGCGGUACUUCUCCCGAUACCGAAUCGGUGACCGUUGAAACGACCGAGACCGGGGACGUCACGGAAUUCGAUAAAAGUGAAAGCACGGAAUUGCCGGUCUCGACGGAGUCCGGAGCUACGCAAGUAUCGGACUCCGUUACCAGCGAGUCCGUCACUCAGGUAUCGCCGAAAGAAGAUUCCGAAGCAACGGAAACGUCAACGGACUCGGAGAUUACCAUGGAAUCUGGUGCUACCGAGGAAUCGAUCGAGUCGUCGGGCAUAACGACCGAAUCCGUUGAAUCGUCCGUGUCGGUGGGCAGCACGGAAGGAUUCACCGAUAGCGCGUCCUCCGAAUCAACAACGUCGAACCUUUCAACGGACGCGUCAACGGACAUCACCGAAUCUACCGAUCUCUUUUCGAGCAUCGAUACGACGACGUCAAUGGACGUCACCGUCCCGUCGUCGUCGUCGUCGUCGUCGUCGUCGUCGUCGGAGUUUACGGAUUCUACCGAAUCUGGUGCAACGGACGUAACGGAGUCUACCGUGACGGAGUCUACGGAAUCAACGGAACCUACGGACACUACCGUGACAGAAUCUACGGAAUCGAGCGUGACCGAGUCGACGGGGUCUACGGAAUCGAGCGAGUCUGCGGCGACCGACACGACGGAGUCGACGGAGUCGACGGAGUCGACGGAAUCGACGGAAUCGACGGAAUCGACGGAAUCCAAAGGAUCGACGGAAUCGACGGAAUCAACGAUCGUUGAAGAAACGUCAGCGGCGGUCAGCGAGGAAAGUAGUUCUAUUUCUAAAGUCACGUCCGAAUUGCCAGACUCUACGAUCGAAACGUCGACCAUGGAAUCGGCAAUAUCCGUAGUGGAGAACGAAUACGACACUAAUGUCAAAGAAACCACGGAAAGUACGACGACCGUGUUUGGUACUAGCGAGGCUUCGACGUCGUUCGAAACUGGCCACACCGAAGAAACCGAAUCGACCGAGUCCGGUGCUACUACCAUCGAAACCGGCAUUACGACCGAGUUUGGAUCCUCGGAGUCUGACAGAUUAGGAGGAACCAGCGAAUCUUCGUUCGCUACCGAAAUCGAACCGAGUACCGUCGGAAGCGUCGAAACAACGGAAUCGGAAGUCAGUGAAGCGACCGAUACGACGGAAUCGGGAUUGUCGACCGUUUCUGAAGUAACGACGGAAUCGGGAAUGACCGGUCUAUCCGGUUUAACGACGGAAUCCGAAGGAACCAGCGAGGUUGCACCGACCGGUGAGACCGCUGUCUCUGGUCUGACGACGUCAUCCGAAAUAGAGGAGACAGGGCCGACCGAGACAACUCAUAUUUCCGAAUUGUGGACGACGGUCGGUUCCGUGGAGACAACGCAUAAGUUGAAAAAAUGCAAGGUCUACAAAAAGAAGUCUUGUAAAGUUUCUAAAUUCGGAUGUUGCUACGACGAAAUCACUCCGGCCAAAGGUCCGUUCGGCGGUGGUUGUCCGACGCCUAAAACUUGCAACGAAACGAAAUACGGCUGUUGUCCCGACGCCGUUUCCGCAGCUACCGGGGCUAAUAACGAAGGUUGUCCCGACACCCGAUGCAACGAAUCGCUCUUCGGAUGUUGUCCCGAUGGAAUAAACGCGGCCGAGGGUAACGAUUACGAAGGGUGCAAGAAACCCUGCAACGGGACGGAAUUCGGAUGUUGUCCCGACAACGAAACACCCGCCGCUGGUAAAGAUAAUUUGGGUUGUUGCAACGCAACGACUUACGGUUGUUGCGAGGACGGCAUAAGAGCGGCCGUCGGGCCGAAUCGAGAAGGAUGCGAGGAGGAGGAGAAGGAGGAGGUCACUUCGGAAACGACAACAGCCACGAAAGAGUACGAGACCACGACCUUGGCGACGGAGGAAGAUUGCGCCAAUACAACUUACGGCUGCUGUCCCGACGGCGUCAGACCUGCCUCGGGAACAAAUUUCGAAGGUUGCGGCGUUAUCAAUGCGGAAAAUUGCAGUGCCUCUUAUUUCGAUUGUUGUCCCGACAAAAUCGCGCCAGCACUCGGUCCGAACAACUAUGGCUGUCGAAUGCCGUGCGAGAACUCGACGUACGGUUGCUGCCAGGACGGCGCGACACCGGCGCACGGACCAAACGGGGAAGGCUGUUGCUUGACGACGUCUUACGGAUGUUGCCCGGACAACGUGUCACCGGCACGCGGGCCCGAUCUUUACGGAUGCGGUUGCCAAUACUCGAGAUACGGAUGUUGUCCCGAUAACUCGACCGCUGCACGUGGUUCCAACAACGAAGGCUGCGGCUGCAAGUACACGACUCACGGAUGUUGCCCCAAUCGAUUCACGCCGGCAACCGGGCCUAAUUACGAAGGUUGUCCCUGUUACACGUAUCAGUUUGGAUGUUGUCCCAACGGUAUCACCAUUGCCAAAGGACCGCACGGUCAAGGUUGCGGAUGCGAGAAUACAGAGUUCAAAUGUUGCUCCGACGGCAGAACUCCUGCGAAGGGACACAACUUUGCCGGCUGUUCGUGCGACGCCUCCAAAUACGGUUGUUGUCCGGACGGUAUCGAGGAGGCUCAAGGAGAGAGCUUCGAGGGCUGUCUCACCGUACCCUCUACGCCCGGUGCCGCUUGCGCUUUGGAAAGGGACAGGGGCCCUUGCCGAGAGUUUACGGUGAAAUGGUUCUUCGACACGGAAUACGGCGGUUGUUCGAGAUUUUGGUACGGAGGCUGCGAGGGCAACGACAAUCGUUUCAAGACUCAAGAGGAGUGCAAAGCGAUCUGUGUGGAGCCCAAAGGACGAGACGCUUGCUUCCUACCUAAGAUCAGUGGUCCGUGCGAAAGUUAUUAUCCGACCUGGUAUUACGAUCCCGGAAGAAAGCAGUGCGGUCAAUUCGUUUACGGCGGCUGUCUUGGCAAUGCGAACAAGUUCAAGACGAAGGAGGAAUGCGAGGAACUCUGCGUCGUUCCCGAUGACAUUGAUCCCUGCGAUCAGGCAAAGGAGUCGGGUCCCUGCGGGGGCAAUUUCACUAGAUGGUAUUAUAACAAGGCUUUGCAAACUUGCGAACAAUUUAAUUACGGCGGUUGCAAGGCAAACGACAACAACUUCCCGACGGAGCUCGCGUGUCAUCAGCAGUGCUUGCAGCCUGGCCGAAGUCGCGCGCCCCUAGCGGAUGUGUGCGCCCUCGAGAAAGAUCCUGGGCCAUGUCCGGGCUCUGUAUUGCGUUGGUAUUACGAUUCAAGCCGUCGUACUUGUAGUCGAUUUGUUUACGGCGGUUGUAAAGGCAAUGGCAAUAAAUUCCGUACGCGGGCUGCCUGCGAGCAGCGUUGUCCGACACAAGAACAGGACGUCUGUCUUCUUCCCGCUCUUUUGGGAGAGUGCCAUAAUUACACUCAAAGAUGGUACUACGAUUCGUACGAGCAACAAUGUAGACAGUUCUACUACGGCGGAUGUGGCGGAAAUCAAAAUAAUUUCGUCUCGCAGGACGAUUGUAAGAAUAGGUGCGAAAUCGCGGUGACCGCGGAACCGCCUAAACAAGUCGGAUUUAAAACAGAAUAUUGUUUCCUGCCCGACUUUCACGGUCCAUGUAACGAGGAUAAAAUGAAAUGGUUCUACGACAGCAAAGACGGUAUUUGCAAAGCGUUCGCUUACGGCGGUUGUCAGAGCAACGGAAACAACUUUGACACGCACGAGGAGUGCGAGUAUCGAUGCGGACAAGUUCAAGAUCCGUGCGCUUUGCCAAGAGUCGUCGGUACGUGCGACGGCUUCGUCAAGCAAUAUUAUUACGAUCGUCGAGACGACUUUUGUCACGAAUUCGAAUACAGCGGCUGCCAGGGCAACAAGAAUCGUUUCCAGGACAGAGAAUCCUGCGAGAGAAAAUGCAAGAGAGAGCCGGCAGCGAUCACGGAAGAAGUUCGACCUACUACCGUGGCUGCCACUUCCCAAACCGAGAUCGCGUCGAGUAGUUCGAUUUGUCUCGCACCUGUGGAUGCUGGACCGUGCAACAAUGACAUUACCGCUUAUUAUUACGAUUCUCGAACGAACAUGUGUCAAGCGUUCAUAUACGGUGGCUGCGAAGGUAACGCCAACAGAUUCCAAACGGAGGAACAAUGCGAACGUCUCUGCGGCAAAUUCCGCGGGCAAGACUUGUGUAAUCUACCGGUGGAUCCGGGUCCUUGCAGAGCCCGCUUCUCCAAAUACUUUUACGAUCAAAACAUUCGUACUUGCCGGCAGUUCGUUUACGGUGGAUGCGACGGUAACGCGAACAGGUUCAGUACGAUCUCGGAAUGCGAGUCGCUUUGCGUUCAUCUCGAGGAACCUGCUCCCGUUGGAAACGACACCACGCUUUCUCACUUAGCCAUCUGUAAAGAACCAGUUGACAGUGGAUCGUGCAACACCGGUUUCUCCAAACGUUUCUACUUCGACGAAGAAUAUCAAACCUGCAGAGCAUUCGUUUACACCGGCUGCGGUGGAAAUCGCAACAGAUUCAAAACCUUCGAAUCUUGCAUUAACACUUGUCUUAGCACCGACAACGAAAUCGACACAAGUUCUGAAAAAGACACGAAGGAUCCGUGCAUCGAGGCACGGGAGGAGUGCAAUCUAAUUCGUUGUCCUUACGGCAAGGAAGCGUACGUCGACGAUCAAGACUGCGAACGAUGCCGUUGCGUCGAUCCGUGCAGAACGCAAAUCUGUCCGGAGGGAACAAAGUGCUCGAUUACCCUGGUCCGCACCAAAGAUGGAACCGAAUACAAUGGCGUUUGCAGAUCGACUAUCAAAGCUGGACGCUGUCCAACCGUUUCGAACAGCACUAGGUGCGAGCGCGAGUGCGAGACCGAUGCCGAUUGUACCGGAGAGUGGAAGUGUUGCGACAACGGUUGUGGCACGUCUUGUUUGGAGCCAGCUUUGGAACAGCCGAUAACGACGCCGUCGCUUCGCGUAACACCACCAGUUACACCUCAGUACGGUGCCGAACCCGUCAGAAUAGAACAACCCGAAGAAUCGCACGUUUCCGCCGAAGAAGGUAAUUACGUUACCUUGAAAUGCGUGGCUACCGGUUAUCCAGCACCCGUCGUAACUUGGAGGAAAGACACGACACUCAUCGGUACUACGGAGAAGAGGCGUCGUAUACUGCCCGACGGAUCUCUUCAGAUCAUCAAUUUAUACACGAUCGACAGAGGGAUUUACGUUUGUACCGCCGAUAACAGCGUAGGUCCACCAGUUAGAAUAGAGUAUCAAGUGGAGGUCACGGAACCUCACGAACGUUCCGCGGCCAUCGUUGGAGAAAAGAACGCAACCGUGACGGUGACGAUGAAUUCACCGUGCCUGCUUCGUUGUUACGCUAUGGGUUGGCCGAGACCAUCCGUCACCUGGUGGCGUGGCGAUAACAUGCUUCCACUGAGUUCGGAGAAUUAUGAGCAAGACACCGAUUACACCCUAUUAAUACGCUCGGUGACUCUGACUAAUCUUGGUGUUUACACGUGUCAGGCUUACAACGGCAUCGACAGGCCAGCCUCUUGGUCCGUCACUUUGCAAACGAUCGGUCCAAUCUACAAUAUCAAACCGGAGUAUCAAAACUACAUGAAAUACGUUGUCCUACCUCCAAAGAGACCGGUCACUGAGAAACCUCAGUAUCCUUACAGACCCAUUAGAACGCAUUCACCCGAUUAUAUCACGUUCGCGCCCGUUCAGCCUACAAGACCUCACAUUCUUCGCUUUACACCUCUCGAAACUACAACCAUGACUCCCGUUAUUUCUAGAUUCAAAGUACCGGUGAACGUCAGCGUGUCGGUAGGUCAAACUCAAUUUCCUGAAGGUAGCGACAUCAGCAUCGGUUGUACCAUCGACGGCUAUCCAAUCCCGCGAGUACUUUGGUACAAAGACGACAAUCUCGUUCAAACCAACAAUCGAGUGAAAAUAUCCGAAGCGAACAGACUCAUAAUCACCGAUGCGAACAAAGACGACUCGGGCCGUUAUCGAUGCGAAGCAACGAACGAAUACACGUCUGAUUCUGACAGCGUGGAUGUACUCGUAGCUGGCAUAUUUAUUCAUCCCAAUUGUCAAGACAACAGCUUCUUCGCAAAGUGCGAUCUAAUCGUGAUGGCGCGCUAUUGCAGGCACAAGUAUUAUGCCAAAUUCUGUUGUCGGUCUUGCACGGAGGAUGGCCAAUUGCCAUCAAGAGGACCGCAUCUCGACAACUUGAGAAGAAAAAGAAUGAUACUCUAAGAUACUCGAUUCUCGAGCCUAACGUCAUAUUCGUUCGAGACGAUGGACGACGAUCGUAAUCUUUCUUGAUAUAAACAUUCACUGGCGAAAGUAAGAAAUAAGAAAGGUAUGAUUAACACGAGCACCUUGCAUCGCGUACGCUAUGCGAAUCGGCAUUCAUUCACUGCCAAAGCCUUAGAACGUCUAUACAUAGAUAUAUAAUAUAUAUACGUAUAUAUAUAUAUACACACACACACGCACGCACACACACACGCGCACACACAAACACACAUACACAGACAGAUAUAUACAUAUAUUUACUGGAAAAAUGAUUGGAAGAACUCGAACGGUGCGAAGAUACGUGUGUACUCAAGAAAAAUCAUUCGUCGAUCUUCUCGUCCAUCCUUCCGUCGUUACUUUCAACUAUCUCUCUCUCUCUCUCUCUCUCUCUCUCUCUCUCUCUCUCUCCCUCUCUCUAUUUCUCUAUCUAUCUAUCUAUCCCUAUCUCCAUCUCUAUCCAUUCAUCCGUAUCUGUCUGUCCGUCUUUCUCUUCCUUUUUCUCCCUCUAACUUUCUCAUCCGUGUAUAUACAUAUGGUCUGACGCUGAAUACUAGUCCGACAGAGUUCGACGUAAGAGGAUUUGAUACUUGGAGUUUUGAAAAAAGGCAUUCGGUGAAACCUUUGCGAUUAACUAUAUAGUCUAUAGUAGCUGUAUGUAUGUACGUCAUAGCGUAAAAUCUUGCAAAGAUCAUUUGCAAAUAUUCUUAGACUUUUAUUUUAAGAUAUUACCGCGGCAACAUAUCCACUGGAGUAGCCGUCGUAACGUUAUAAAGUCAUUGGUACAAUGAAUUUUUUUUUAUAUUAUUUUUAUUUCGAUACAACGACGAAUACACUUGAGCGUAAAGUUUCGCUAGACGUACGUCGUGAGAGGAAGGAAAAUCAAGGAGAAAAGGAAGAAUUUAUCUGUGAAAAUAUAAAAAUGAUAACAGUGGCAUAACUUCGCUAUGUCGUGCGAGUCAAGAAAAUCUUGUAGGUACCUAGUUGUAUGAUGCAUAUUACGAGCGUUAUGUUGUACGAUAUAAAUAGUUGAUUAUACAAUAUAUCGUUUAUAAUCUA